AUGGUACUUCCUCCCGGAGUUGCAGAGCUCAUUCUUGAGGCUGCACAGGAGGGAGAUCUGACAUUGAUCAGGAGCUACAACGCUCUUCACUGCGCUGCCUCCAUUGGGGAAAGCAUCCCCACUUGCAGGUUUCUCAUCCAUAAGCUCAAGUUUGAUAUCAAUGCCCCUGAUUUUGCUAAAGGGGAUACACCCUUACUUCAUGCAGUUGCGGGAAAGCAUCAGCCUACUGUUAUGUAUCUCAUUAACAGUGGUGCAGAUAUUACAAAAAGUGACGUGGAUGGGUGCACCCCAUUGCAUUAUGCAGUUGAAGUAGGGUCCACUGAGUUGGUUAAGCUGUUGAUCUCGAAAGGGGCUGAUUUCUCUGCAAGUUCUAAUGCCGGGACCCCGGUACAUAUUGCUGCUGAUUGUGGAAGAGUUGAAAUAUUAAAAUACUUGUUGGAGCUCAAGGCAGAUCCAAAUUGUGAACUAGUCUCUAUGUCUCCACUUUGGUGCUUGUGCAUGCUUUACUGGCCAGAAGCACUAUGUGCCACUUAUGCCGUGCAUUCAUCAUAUGUAAAACUUAUCUGCUUAGAACUUACUCUAUUUGCGCCAUUUGAUGUGUUACAACAACAAAUAUAUGAAAGGCAGGAGCUGAUCCAAAUGUUCGUUCCUUUUAUGCUGCAACACCUCUAUUUUUUUGCUGCUGGCAUACGAGAUGAAAAGAUGAUUCGCUCCCUUUUGAAAGCUGGUGCUGAUCCUAACAUGACUGAGGGUUUGGGUAAAACACCACUAGAACUUGCAGCAUUUUGCGGGUUCAGGGAGGUGUUUAAGCUUCUGCUUCCGGUUACUUCUCGCAUUGAAUGUUAUCCUUAUUGGAGCAUUAGUGGAGUGAUGCAUCAUGUUCAUUCAUCAGAAGCUUCAGCGCAGUGGAAGUCAAAGCGGGAGGAGCUCUUUCUGAUGGCAAAAGAGAAUGGAAGAGUUGCAUUCGAGAAAAAAGAUUACAUGAAAGCGAUAUACUGGUAUACCCAGGCAUCUCAGGCUGACCAAGCUGAUGCUAGAGUACUAUCAAAUCAGAGUUUGUGUUGGGCCCUAUUAAAUGAUGGUGGGCGUGCUCUACGCGAAGCACAGGCUUGUGUUGAUUUGGAUCCUAGUUGGUCGAAGGCGCAUUAUAGAGAAGGUGCAGCUUGGAAACUUCUUAAGAAAUUUGACAAGGCUGCAGAAGCAUUUUCUCGGGCGUUGGCCCUUGAUCCUCGAAACAAGGGAAUUGAAGAGGAAUACCGUAACUCGGUAUACUUUGGUGACAGAGCUGUAGACGCUGAGUGUCGCAAGUCCAGCCAUUAA
This is a messenger RNA of Oldenlandia corymbosa var. corymbosa, 1320 nucleotides long. The record is from the annotation of a GenBank genome assembly. NCBI's taxonomy places the organism in Eukaryota, Viridiplantae, Streptophyta, Magnoliopsida, Gentianales, Rubiaceae.